This is a messenger RNA of Sorghum bicolor (sorghum), 1603 nucleotides long. RefSeq lists its product as uncharacterized. Gene Ontology annotation, molecular function: protein binding. The record is from RefSeq and is a predicted model, not a curated record. The transcript is spliced from 2 exons. Lineage: Eukaryota; Viridiplantae; Streptophyta; Magnoliopsida; Poales; Poaceae. Bases 16 to 1458 code for a protein of 480 amino acids.
AUAGUAAUAUAUACUAUGGAGCAGCUACCUGACGACAUGCUCGCCGAUGUCCUGGGCCGCCUGCCGCCCAGCAGUCUAGCGGCGUCACGCUGCGUCUGCAAGCACUGGUGCUCCAUCAUCGACGCUCGGUGCCUCCUCCGCGCCGACCUCCUCCCGCUCCGCCUCGACGCCUUCUACUGCAUCUCCGUCGACACCAUCGACAGGCUGACGUAUUUCUUCGCAUCUCCUUGGGCGGCGCGUCGAAUCCCCGGCGGCUGCCUUGACUUCUUGAAAAAUUACGAGAAUGUGGAAGUGGAGGAUCACUGCAAUGGUCUGCUCUUGAUGUAUGACAUGGUGGUCAACCCUGCCACACGCGAAUGGGCCAACUUGCCUACCUCUCCGGAACCAUCCAUUAGCGACAUGCUUGGGGUCAAGGUCUGGGCCGAUCCCACGACGGAUCAGGAUCAGGAUCAGGAGAAGGACAACCACGACUUGUUGUAUCCAAGCUUUUACCUUGUGUACGAUCCCGUGGCGGAGUCGCCGCAGCACUUUGAGGUAUUUCUUGUCCCCUUAUUAUUUGUCCAUGUUCUGCUGGACAAUCGGGAAAACAUCGCCAUCGACAUUGACGACCAAGAAUGGCCGCCAUCGACAUUGAGAAUCCACGUCUUCUCGUCGAGGAGAUGGAGGUGGGAAGUGAGGUCUUGGGUCCGCCAGGGGGAGCCUGCCGGGACCAUGGCUGAUAUGCUGCAAGACGAUUGCUGGGACCGCAAGGCCGUCUAUUUCCGGGGAGCUCUCUAUGUGCAUUGUCAAAAUGAUUCUCUCAUGAGGAUAGCCUUGUCCAAUGACAAGUACCAAAUGAUGAAACCUCCGGCAACAGGUGGCGAACUUGCUGGUAAGGUUGAUACCUUUUAUUUGGGAAAAUCAGAGAAAGGAGUAUACUCUGCCUUACUGUAUUGGGUAGGUCACUGCCUUCACCUUCGAGUCUGGAUCCUUAAGGAAGAAGAAGACAAAGAAAAUGAUAACAUGAUUCACAUGGAGUGGGUGUUGAAGACUAACAUCAGCCUUCCACCGCUGCUUGCAAAUAGUCCUCCUCAUAAUUAUCACAGCGGCUUUGCUGCUGCUGAUGAUGAUGAUGAAUGGAGGGUCAUCCGCAACUAUAAUAACAAGGAGGAAGUACCACCUGCUACUGCACAUGGCGACGAUGAUGAAUGGGACUUUGACAAUGCUGACAUUGUCCUCGAUGAGGCCAAAGAUAAUAAGCUCACUAAAGCAGACAGGCACUACUCUAUUCAGUUCAUCGGAUUUCAUCCUUACAAGGAGAUUGUCUUCUUUUACGUACCAUCUGGGGCAGUAUCUUAUAAUUUGAAUACCUCAAAGUUUCAACGGUUGGGCGCACGUAUAAGUAUACCAGUGGGCAUGAGAACCUGCUUCCCGUACAUGCCAGGCUGGAUACGGGGAUUAUUUGAAAACACUUUAUAAGUCGCUGCCUUGUAUCAAAUAUAUUUAGACUCUGUUUGAUUAUUUGGAGCUAGCAUAAUAAGCAUGUAAGCGAUGUUAAUUGACCCUCGGCACUUGCUUAUUACUAGUUGGGAUUGAUGGAUCCAGGAGUAGGUGUAGGUGUGGG